AUGGGCCGGCGGUGGCCAUCGCCUGCCCGGAUCUUUGGUUUCGCGCGGGCGCACACGCACGGGCGCGACGGCCGCCUUCCGCGCGACGAUGCCGGCGGUGCGCCGCGUCGCCGCUCCUCGUGGUCCCGGAGGCCGACCGUGCCGCGCACCACGAGGCGCGCCGCGUGUGCCUCCGGCGGGGCGGCGGCGGCGGCGGCGGUGGCCGGGGUGGGCCCCUUCGCCGGCGGCGAUGGCCGCGCCCUGCGGGGCAUCCCACCCCCGGGCCCCCGGCGGAUCUGCCAGUUGCCAGGGGGCGGGCCCGGGCGCCAGGGGCGCCGGACAUGGUGCGGCAGGCCCGGAGCUCGCGCGAUCGGCCGGACCGGGCCGCGCCAGGCUCCGCCGCGCGCCGGCCUCGCGCGCCGCUCGUUAUUUGCCCGGUCCGCCGGCCAGCCCGGUCGGCUCCUGGCCGGCGGCGCGCGCCGCGCGCCCCCACGGUGUCCCGGCGGUCCCGAUUAG
Messenger RNA from Fonticula alba, 495 nucleotides. RefSeq lists its product as hypothetical. NCBI's taxonomy places the organism in Eukaryota, Rotosphaerida, Fonticulaceae. The coding region runs from base 1 to 495 and encodes 164 amino acids. The transcript is spliced from 2 exons. The record is from RefSeq and is a predicted model, not a curated record.